AUGGUGUUCAGUUUGUUGUCGUCGACGUUAAAAUCGUUCAUUUAUUUAUUAAAAUCGACUCAUUCUCGUAGCACAAUUGUAAUCACUUUAACAACAUUAAUCGCAUGUCUUCUCGUAUUUACAAUGGCUGGUCAAGCCGACUCUAUGGCAUUACAAGCUUACUGUUCAUUAUGCUUAUUUGAUUUGUUAUUUAUUGGCACAGCACUACUUUCAUCAUGGCAUGUAAGGACAACAAAAUCAAACAAAAUUCAUAAGCAUCAACAACAACAAUCUUCAUUACAAACGUCAACUUCAGCAACAUCAUUAUUCGUUCCUACGCCGACAAGCUCAACAUUCUCGUAUGGAACAGGUCGUUUUGAAGUAUUAGCCGUAUUUACCUCUACAAUGUUAUCUAUUUUGGGUGCAUUUUUUAUUCUGAAAGAAUCAAUUGAAAAAUUUAUUGAAAAUGAAUCCAUCAAUAUUAACUAUUUAAUGCCAGCGUCGUUCAUAACAUUUAUUGUUCAUUUUAUUGUCAUUUAUUUUGUUCCCAAUCAGGCAUUUGAUCAUGUUAUUGCUGCAUCAUCAUCAAGCUGGUUACAAGAACAUGUCAGUGAUAUGUGUCAAAAUAUUUGCCAUAUUGUACCGGGUCUUAGUCGAUUGUUAUUACCACGUAUUAAUCCAUUUACAUUAUUGGGUUGCUGCGGUCUAUUUAUUAUGUUUAUUAAUUCAUUUUUAUUAUCAUUAGGUUACGGAAAUUUUGUUGAUACAUUGUCGUCGUUGCUGAUGGCAUUUAUGACAUUCGGCACUAUGGUACCCAUGAGUAAUUAUAGUGGAAAAAUUCUGUUGCAAACUACACCAGCUCCGAUGAUUUCACAAUUAGAUAAAUGUUUACAUGAAGCGUCGAGGCUAGAUGGUGUACUAGAAUUUAGACAUGAACAUUUUUGGGCAUUAUCAUUUGGUACACUAGUUGGUUCAUUGCAUGUACGAUGUAGGAGAGAUGCUGACGAACAGCUGGUACUUGCACACGUUUGGAACAAAUUAGCAAAUGUUGUACAAAUAUUAACUAUUCAUAUUUUCAAAGAUGAUUGGUUGAGACGGCAAACACAUCAUUUCCUACAAUCACAAACCAUGGGUGGUGGUAGUGGAGCAGCUCAAGCAUCAGCCGCAAUGCUACCUCCGAUGUUACCAACUUCAGUGAUAAGACCAGGACAGCAACAGUAUACUCAAACAAUUAAUCCUGCAUUUGCUAAAUCAACACACGAAUUGUCGACCUAUGGACCAACGAAUAAUGAUUACGGUUUUGUGGUUGUUACCUAA
Messenger RNA from Didymodactylos carnosus, 1296 nucleotides. NCBI's taxonomy places the organism in Eukaryota, Metazoa, Rotifera, Eurotatoria, Philodinida, Philodinidae. The record is from the annotation of a GenBank genome assembly.